Microbotryum saponariae is the source of this 2339-nucleotide messenger RNA. The record is from the annotation of a GenBank genome assembly. NCBI's taxonomy places the organism in Eukaryota, Fungi, Basidiomycota, Microbotryomycetes, Microbotryales, Microbotryaceae.
AUGUUGUCCCGCUUCAGCACAGUGCCCCUGACGUCGACGAUCGCCAAACGAACGGCGACCGUCGCGGGCCCCACCACCACCACCGCUCGUCUCACCCCCGCGAUCGCUUCCCUUUCCAGCACCAGCGCCAGCGCUAGCACCAGCCGGAGCUUCUCUUUUCAACGCACCGCCCAGCAUGAUUCUCUUCGCAAUACCAAGCUGGCCUCGGCCAUGACUUCCUCGGCCCGACUCUUCUCGACAUCGGCACGCACGGCCCAAGCCACGCCCAUCGAGGACGAGGAGGCCUUUGACCUGUCCACCGUCGAGCGCGUCGCCGAUGAAGUCGAUGUGUGCAUCGUCGGUGGUGGACCUGCAGGGUUGUCGGCCGCCAUCCGACUGAUGAAGAAGGCUCAAGAGGAAGGAAAGGAGAUUCGCGUCGUCGUACUCGAAAAGGGUGCCGAAAUUGGUUAGUUUCCCCGCGCCCGGCUCCGAAUGAUCGAUCCGUCAGCGAGUGGCGCUUGCCGCUCAGUUAGCUUUUGACGCUCGAGACUGACAAUACCAUUCAUGCUCACACAUUUCCGAUACUGAAUAAACCUGCUUAAUCAGGUGCCCACAUCUUGUCAGGUGCCGUGAUCGAGACGAGGGCCUUGGACGAGUUGAUCCCCGACUGGAAGGAACUCGGCGCCCCGCUCAACCAGGAGGCGACGUCCGAUUCGAUGCGAUGGCUCACCCCGACCGGCUCGUUCCCGAUGCCGCACCCACCGCAGAUGUCCAACAAGGGCAACUACGUUAUUUCAUUGUCCAAGCUCACGCGAUGGCUCGCCGAGCAAGCCGAGGAACUCGGCGUCGAGAUCUACCCUGGAUUCGCCGGUGCCGAGAUCUUGUGGACCGAAGACGGCAAGGGUGUUAAGGGUGUUGUCACCAACGACAUUGGCCUCGACAAGAACUUCAGACCCAAGGACGCGUUCGAGCCGGGGAUGGAGUUUCAUGCCAAGGUUACCUUGUUCGCCGAAGGCGCGCACGGUUCGCUCUCCAAGAAAGUCAUCAAUAAGCUGAAUCUGCGCGAGGACAAGGACCCGCAGACGUAUGGACUGGGAGUCAAAGAGGUUUGGAAAAUCAAGAAGGAGAAGCACGAACCGGGAAGGAUUCAACAUACGCUCGGAUGGCCGCUCGAUAACUCGACCUACGGCGGGACCUGGCUGUACCAUAUGGAGGAUGAGAUGGUCUCGCUCGGGAUAGUCGUCGGCCUCGACUACCCCAACCCGUACAUUUCGCCUUUCCGCGAGUUGCAGGCAAGUCUUCAUGUUGCUGCGUUAGAGAUUCAGAUCUGGGCAGAGCUGAUGAAGAUGCAUUUACUGAGACAUGCAGCGACUCAAGCAUCAUCCGAUAUUUGCCGAUUUGCUUGAGGGCGGUGAAUGCAUCGCAUACGGUGCCCGAGCGCUCAACGAGGGUGGUUACCAGUCGAUCCCCAAGCUGUCGUUUCCUGGUGGUGGACUGAUUGGUUGUUCAGCUGGUUUCCUCAACGUGCCCAAGAUCAAAGGUCAGUUCUGCGUCUGUCGUCGCGCAAUAGGUGUUCGGGCUGACAUUUUCUGGUCGUCAGGCACUCACACGGCCAUGAAAUCCGGUAUGCUGGCCGCCGAUGAAACGUUCAAGGCACUUUCCGCCCUCCCCGAGGACUAUGAUCAGUCUUCCGCCGAGUCUGUGGAUAUCUCGUCGUACGAGGCCGCCUUUGAGGACUCGUGGGUCGCCAAGGAGCUCAAGGAGAUUCGCAACCUGAGGCCGUCGUUCCACAACCCGCUUGGCAACUGGGGUGGUAUCAUGUACUCGGGGCUGGACUCGCUGAUCCUCAAGGGGCGUGUACCAUGGACUUUCCAUCACCCUCAAGAAGACUUCGAAUCGACCAAGCCUGCGAGGUGAGUCCGACCUUAAACGACCGACGAACAAGUUUUCUCACCCCCGAGCUGACCCUUCCUCUCACCGUGAGCAGGGAUUUCACACCCAUCGACUACCCGGCACCGGACGGCGUUCUCUCGUUCGACAUCCUUACGCAAGUGUCGCGCACAGGCACGAACCACGCCGAGAAUCAACCGGUGCAUCUGCAUCUUAAGGACUCGGCGCGUGCGUCGCAUGUGCGCGACAACAUAGAGCAGUUCGAUGGUCUGCUCGGACGCGUGUGCCCCGCUGCGGUUUACGAAUACCUCGAUGCUGACGGCAAGGAUGCGGAUGCGGUCGGUAAAAAGUUAGUGAUCAACAGCCAGAACUGCAUCCAUUGCAAGACAUGUUCGAUCAAGGUGCCGACGCAGGACAUUGAAUGGCGCGUGCCCGAAGGCUCGGGAGGGCCGAAAUACAGCUUGACCUAA